UAAGUGGAGGUGGUCGUAACUCGGGGAGUGGCUGUAUUUUUGUACUAUAAACCAACUCAGUGCUGCCUUUAAAUUGAAGGGUGUCUUUACCCCCCUUCGGUUAGCAAGCUGUGACGUGCUUUUGUGUCCUUAGAGGAACACACAAAGCUUACCAAUUUUUUGAGCUGCCCAGGUGAGGACUGGACAUUGCAGAACACAUGGUUUGGGGAACAUUUGGGACGGGGAGUGUGUUGGGGUCACCUGGCUUGUUGUAACCCAGGCUGGUGAAAGCCAGAGCAGGCUUGUGGGGGUGUAUGCAGGCAGCUGGGGUCAGAGGUGCUGGACCAGGGCUGUGGCUGUCCCAAACUCCCUGGGUGUGACCUGCAAGAGCCCAUGCUGGGAGAUACAGCAGCCAAGCAUUGUGAGGCCUCCAGGGGUGCAUGGCAGGAGAUGACACAGCCUCUCACAGGUCUGGCUUGCUUCCCUGAACUGUCCCAGCCAGGGUCUGGCUUUUCUGCUAUCUCGUUCUAUCAGUUGGAUUUGAUCCACCUGGCAGUUGUCUUUGCUUAGGAAGGGCUCCAGCAAAGGGCGGACUGGUGGUCUGGUGCCCGAGGGUCCCAUGCCUAAGUGCCUGGCACUUGCUGGUGCAGAUCCACUGACUUGGUCUUUCUGAGGGACUGAACUUCACCCGAUUCUCCUUGUUUUUAAAUAAACCGGGGUGACACAUAGCGUGUGAGCAGGGGAAGCGGCCGCUGAGCGAGCGACUUUCUAGCUCUGCUUCCUGAGCUGUCCCUCAGCUAAAAGGACCUAGCGCGCGGGCGGGCGUGCAGGCGAAGUACUUGCUCAGCGCUGACACAUCCCUCUCUCUCUCUUUCACAGAGCUGUCUCAACAAACAGCAACUCCUGGCCGCCAUCCGCCAAAUGCAGCAGUUCUUAAAGGGGCAGGAAACGCGGUUUGCAGAGGGAGUGCGUGUCAUGAAGAACCGGCUGAUAACGCUACAGAACUCGGUCACGAAAGCCGCCCCGGACCCACAACCUGCGUCCUGCCCUGCCCUGGAUGCUCCCGUGGAUGGCAGAAGAUUUGGUACCAAGUACUUUGUGGACCAUGAAGUCCAUUUCACCUGCGAACCUGGUUUCCAGCUCGUUGGUUCCAGCACCCGAGUGUGUCAGGCGAACGGCAGCUGGACUGGAGAAGCACCACAGUGCAAAGUGAUCAGCAAAUGCUCAAGUAACCCCUGCCAGAACGGUGGCACUUGUGUGGACGGAGUAAACCAGUACCGAUGCUCUUGUUCUCAAGGCUGGGCCGGCGAGAGCUGCCAAUACCAACUGCAAACAGCCCCCCCUUCAUGGAGCGUUACAAACGACCCAGCUUUCAGUCGCAGGCCACGCUGCGCCAAAAUCGGCAGGACCCAGCACUGCAGCUGCGAAGCCGGCUUCCACAUGAGCGGCACGGCCGACAACAGCAUAUGUCAGGAUAUAAACGAGUGCGAGGUUUUCAAGCUGGAGGGAGCCGCUCGUCUGUGCAUGCACAACUGUGUCAACAUUCCCGGCUCCUACCGCUGCUCCUGCCCCAGCGGGUACAAGCUCCUCAGUGACGGGAAAAGCUGCGAAGAUAUAGACGAGUGCGGCUUGACCCAGCACAACUGCACCCGGGGGGUGAUUUGCAUUAACACUGGAGGAGGCUUCCAGUGCGUGAGCCCCGAGUGCCCACGGGCCAGCGGCAACACCAGCUACGUGAAAACAUCCCCGUUCCAAUGCGAACGCAACCCCUGCCCGAUGGACAGCAGAUCCUGCCAUCACACCCCAAAGUCCAUCUCCUUCCAUUACCUUCCCCUCCCUUCCAAUCUCGUCACCCCCACCCCUCUCUUCCGCAUGGCAACCGCCUCCGCCCCAGGACGGCCAGGGCCCGACAGCCUGCGCUUCGGAAUUAUUGGGGGCAACAGCCGAGGGCACUUUGUGAUGCAGCGCUCGGACCGGCAGACGGGAGAACUGAUUCUUGUGCAAAGCCUGAAGGGACCCCAGACCAUCGAAGUGGAGGUGGACAUGUCAGAGUACCUGGAUCGCACCUUCCAGGCAAAGCACGUUUCCAAGAUCACAGUCUUCGUGUCUCCUUAUGAGUUUUAAGGAAACGUGGUUUCUGCCAGUCACCAAAUGCCCAGCCGCAAGGACUGUCCAUGCUCAGCCAUCGCUUUCUUUCAGUACUGACUCAAACGAAAUUCCUUUUUUCGAAAUGGCAAAAAGCUGCGGCGCUGCAGCAGCACUAAAAGCCAUGACCUUCAAGGCCCAGGACUGAGAGAUGAGACAAACCAUGUCGCUCUGAGAGUGCCAGGCUGGGGCUUGCAAUAUUCUCAUUUGUUCUCGGGAAGUUUUGCCUUGGGACACUUUUGAAUUCGCUUCUCACCAUCUUCGGUAGCACAAGCCUCCAGGAACACGUGUCGUAGUAACAGAGAUGUCACAAUGAAAGCCAGAUUAUAGCUUAUGUAAACCUCCACAGAGUAAAUAUCCUUCCAUCUGAGUGAAGCUUGAUCCGUCUGCUCGCCUCUUAGCCACUGUUACACUUACAUACAUGGAAAGCAGCCAAUCAAAUGUGAAUGAAAUCACAUGCUCUCCAGCAGUUGCACCUGGCCAGAAAUCCAGCCCACCCCGCAGUCAGAUUAGCAAUGGGCCACACACCUGGUAGUUAUCAGACACCAUAACAAGCAGCCUCUCCACUGAUUUAAAAAUGGGCAAGUGUGAAAUCUUUGAAUUGCAAAUGGAUGUUGCUUGUGAUUCUUUUCUCCACGUCUAAUCCCCUUAAAAACAACUCAAAGCAUUCACCCUAGUAAAGGGCUGACGUCUGUAGGUGUCAAUUAACUAAGGCCAUGAACAUUGGUUAGGAAACUCGGUGGAAUGAUUGCUGAAUAGGUGUGUGCACAAGCACAGAGGGCUGAUAGCACAACCUAGGCUUGGUCCCCAGCGCUGUAAGAUUCUCUGCAUGGCAACCCAGUGUUGCUGGUAUUCCCAUCGGGCCAGGCCUUCUUGCUGCUUCUGAACGUGGUCUACCCAAGGGCGUGAUUGUGUUCCCAUUCGAAUCGGGGGGAAGCGUCCCUUAAUGUAGUGGGGCAGGACCAAAAUGCAUGGGCGUUCCGUGGCGCAGGUGGCUCUGCAGCGGUUAGACUCAAAUCGCCAGUGGCUUUCAUCCAAGUCUUAUGUUUCACAUAGUGUGAAAUGGCCCCAAAGUAACCUGUCCCAUUAGCACAACCUGCUGCAAUUACAGAUUACAGUCAGUACCUGGUACCUUGACUCCCUCUCCGAAAGGGAGAAGGGAUUUGUGGCUUUAUUAACAGAAAACACCCAGCUCAGAUAGCAUGGAGAUACCAUUUGUCCUAAAAAAAAAAAAAGGAAAAAAUAGGGGGCUGGAGCACAUGACCUACGAGGGAGGCUGAGGGAUUUGGG
Molecule: messenger RNA, 3414 nt
Organism: Pelodiscus sinensis (Chinese soft-shelled turtle)
Lineage: Eukaryota; Metazoa; Chordata; Testudines; Trionychidae
Source: RefSeq, a predicted model, not a curated record